UGAAAAUGGUGGAAUGCUAAAACACUGGCUAAAGACUUAAACAACAUUUUGAAGUAAGCGAUGUGUUUGUCUUUUGUGUAGGUGGUCUUCCUGUGAGAUGGUCUAGCUUGAUUCAGCAAUUAUUUUUUCUUUAGACCUACGUUGCGUCACUCAGAUCAUAUUAACCGUGGUCAGCACAUGCGAGUAGCCUAACACAGACGCUGAACUAGAGGCCAAGAAUCAUUGAAGAAAAUGUUGGAAGAAUCUGGACCGAGCUGGCUAUCGGAAGAAGUCAAAACUGGGACUACGAUCAUAGGAGUUGAAUUUGAUGGAGGCAUCGUGUUAGGCUCUGACUCUCGCGUUUCUGCAGGCGCGUCAGUGGUGAACCGAGUAAUGAAUAAGCUCUCCCUCCUCCAUGAUAAGAUCUACUGUGCCCUCUCUGGAUCUGCUGCUGAUGCCCAGACCAUUGCUGAGAUUGUCAACUACCAACUGGAUGUGCACAGUGUUGAACUAGGGGAAGACCCCCUUGUUCGUUCUGCGGCUACCCUGGUGAAGAACAUCUCCUACAAGUACAAAGAGGAAUUGUCCGCACAUCUCAUUGUCGCUGGUUGGGACCUGAGAGGAGGGGGACAGGUGUAUGUGACAUUGAAUGGCCUCUUGUCUAGGCAGCCCUUUGCUGUGGGUGGCUCUGGUAGCUCAUACAUCUAUGGGUUCGUGGACGCCGAGUAUCGUAAGGGCAUGAGCCGGAGAGAGAGUCAAGAAUUUGUUGUGAAUGCUCUGACACUGGCGAUGAGUCGGGAUGGUUCCAGUGGUGGUGUGGCUUAUCUUGUCACCAUUGAUGAAGCAGGCGCGGAGGAGAAAUGCAUUCUUGGCAAUGACUUACCAAAGUUCUUUGAUCAGUAAUUGUACAAUGUGGAACUUUAACAGUUUGCUAAUAAUACCCUAUGAUGCCUGGCUAGAGAUUUUGUAUUCAAUAAACAUAUAGCCUACUUAA
This is a messenger RNA of Alosa sapidissima (American shad), 973 nucleotides long. RefSeq names its product proteasome 20S subunit beta 9a (gene psmb9a). Bases 232 to 882 code for a protein of 216 amino acids. Gene Ontology annotation, molecular function: threonine-type endopeptidase activity. NCBI's taxonomy places the organism in Eukaryota, Metazoa, Chordata, Actinopteri, Clupeiformes, Clupeidae. The record is from RefSeq and is a predicted model, not a curated record. The transcript is spliced from 6 exons. Gene Ontology annotation, cellular component: proteasome core complex.